Molecule: messenger RNA, 844 nt
Organism: Melitaea cinxia (Glanville fritillary)
Lineage: Eukaryota; Metazoa; Arthropoda; Insecta; Lepidoptera; Nymphalidae
Gene: mRpL40
Product: 39S ribosomal protein L40, mitochondrial
Exons: 5
Coding region: 161-778 (205 amino acids)
Cellular component (GO): mitochondrial large ribosomal subunit; mitochondrial ribosome
Source: RefSeq, a predicted model, not a curated record
UACUUCUAUAUUCUGUGAUUGUGUUAAGCUGUCAAACUUAACGUCAACAUUUUUGACACAUUUCGUAAUUUGAAUAAUUUACCCCUUUGUAGUUAUUUCCAAAAGGGGUUGAAUAAUAUAUAUUAUUGUAAACUACACUUAAGAAACAAUUAAUAGCAAGAUGCUUAAUUUAAAUAUUUUAAGACAAUUUUCACGAUUAAGCUUAACAUCUGUGACCAAAAUUCCAGUAAAUACUAGGAAUAUUACUACAUCAGCAAUAGUACAGUUUAAGAUAACAGAACAAUUAUGGGCAGAACCUUUGAAGAAGAAGAAAAAGUUGGAUCCAGCUAUCGUCAAGGCUCGUGAGGAAAGGCGGCGUAAAAGACUAGAAAAACAAAUUCGAAGAUUAGAAAAAAAUGCCAGGCAAUUGAAACCUAUCGAGGAGAUAGAGCCUCCUUUGUAUCUCUUGGAUGAAAUGGGAAAACGAAAACGGCCAGUUGUAAAAUUAACAGAAGAAGAAAUAGAGUCACGUGCAUUACUUCUUAAAGAGUGGACUAGGUACAAGAAACAAGAAUAUAUAUCAAACGUCAAUCAGAUCGACAGAAUCAUGGCAGCGCAGCGUCGGGCAUUAGACAUGUUGUAUGAAGAGUCAGAAGAGUUGUAUAAUGAAGCUAUUAUGCCUGAUCUUCAACUCAUCCCAUACAGCAUCAGUGGGACGUAUGCUACUCCACCGAUAAAGAACUAUAACUCUCCUGAUGGUGAAUACAUCGACGUGUCUAAGAAAUGGGGAAACAAAUAACAGUGUAGAUAAUAACUUAUAAUUAGACUAAAGCUUGUUACUAGUUUAAUAAAUAUAUAAUUGUGA